Messenger RNA from Myodes glareolus (Bank vole), 1691 nucleotides. It is a transcript of the gene Fundc2, whose product is annotated as FUN14 domain containing 2. Gene Ontology annotation, cellular component: mitochondrial outer membrane. The record is from RefSeq and is a predicted model, not a curated record. Lineage: Eukaryota; Metazoa; Chordata; Mammalia; Rodentia; Cricetidae. Gene Ontology annotation, biological process: autophagy of mitochondrion.
CACGGGACUGGAAGUAUGCCCCACUUGCCGGAAGCCAGCAGCGGAUGACUAACGCCUGUCCUUGGUCCCGCGAACUGCAACUGUGUCCUCGCGAUACUAUUUCCCCCGAAAUGGCCGCCACAAGUCAAGGAAACUUUGAUGGAAAAUUUGAGGCACUGGAUCUUGCAGAAUUUACUAAAAAGCAACCAUGGUGGCAUAAGCUGUUUGGGCAGAAAUCUGGGCCGUCAGCUGAAAAAUAUAGUGUAGCAACCCAGCUGUUAAUUGGUGGUGUUACUGGAUGGUGCACUGGUUUCGUUUUCCAGAAAGUUGGAAAAUUGGCUGCAACAGCUGUAGGAGGUGGAUUCUUUCUACUUCAGCUGGCAAACCAUACUGGGUACAUCAAAGUUGACUGGCAACGAGUAGAGAAAGACAUGAAAAAAGCCAAAGAACAGUUGAAGAUUCGUAAGAAUAACCAAAUACCAACUGAGGUCAAGAGCAAAGCUGAGGAGGUUGUGUCAUUUGUAAAGAAGAAUGUUCUAGUAACUGGAGGAUUUUUUGGAGGCUUUUUGCUUGGCAUGGCAUCAUAAAAAAUACAACUUCACUCCAUUGUUUUUUAUUCCUUCUUUUUUCUUGCCAGUACCUUCUGCACUUAAACAUAGGACAAACAACACUCCUCUCGCUACUCUUGUCUUGUACCUUUCUCCUGUUGUGGCAAAUCUGAAUGGCUUCCAUAGGCUUCUCCUGGUACAAAGUUAAUACAGGCCUUCUCAUAAGCUUGACAUGUUGGAAAAGACAAUAGAUGUUGACUCUCCCAGUAUAUGCCUCAUGACUUGAUCAAUGAGUAGCUUAGUAAGAAUGUUCUCUUUUGAGAAAAAGACAAGAUCUGAGUAAAUUUAGAGCAUGGGGGUCAUGGGAGAGGGUAAAAGGGGAAGAGGAGGGGUAUGGAGGAGGGUAGAGAAAAAUGUAUAAUGCAGUAAAAACAAUAAAAAGUGAAAAAGAAAAGAAAAAAAUAUUCCCUUUCCGCUAUAUAAGAUCCUUUGGAAAAGCAGCGUAUACUUACCUUAGUAUAUGUUACAUGGAAAGGAAUGAAUACAUUUGCCUUUAAGCAUGAAAGAUAUUAGUAUCUUGGUUUGUGCCUUCUUUUUUAGUUGACUUUAGAUUAUAGAAAGAGGUACUUAUACAUGCUAUAAUUAUCCUGCCAAUAUGAUAGUAUAAGUAUUAUGACUAAAGAUUGACUAUAAAAUGAACUUCUGCUAAAGAUGUAUGAAGUAAUGUAGGUAUUGGACUUGAUAGGUGGAUCUUUAUGGAAACCAACUGCUAGAAAUUCAUUGUUGGAUGGUCAGAUGAGUCAUUUGUAGGUAUUAAGAUCCAGUCCAGAAAUGUUUUCCACCAUUACCACAUACUGCAUCUCAUCGCUGUUUUCAAGUAAUUUAGGUGGGAGAAGGAAGAAACUGUUAGAUAUUUAUUUCACAGAAAAUUUUCUGUUGUUUGAAAUUUUGUUAAAGUAUUAGGGGUAACAGUAUCCCUCUAUGGAAGUACUGUUGCUUUAUCCAGUUAGUAUGAAAUAUAACAUAUAAGCCAGAAUUUUAAAGAGAUGUUCCACACAUUCAGAAUUUAGAAAGACAGUGUUACCAUAUGUAAAAUAAAUUGUUUCCAUCUAAUGCAAUCUCUAUCAGAAUUAUUCUUUAAAAUAAAAGUCUGUGUACACUUCA